Messenger RNA from Corythoichthys intestinalis (scribbled pipefish), 2137 nucleotides. RefSeq names its product GDP-D-glucose phosphorylase 1 (gene gdpgp1). Gene Ontology annotation, cellular component: cytoplasm. Bases 346 to 1407 code for a protein of 353 amino acids. Gene Ontology annotation, biological process: glucose metabolic process. Lineage: Eukaryota; Metazoa; Chordata; Actinopteri; Syngnathiformes; Syngnathidae. The record is from RefSeq and is a predicted model, not a curated record. The transcript has a single exon. Gene Ontology annotation, molecular function: GDP-D-glucose phosphorylase activity.
CUUGAUAGGAUGACAUAUUCUAACAAAAAAUGAGGAAAGUUGGCAUAAAGUUUAUGAGAUUCGACUUUACAAAGAGGACAAUAGUCUUAUUUUCGCUACUCAAACCGGAAAUGCAUAUACCAACAAAGAAGAACCAGCGCUAGUAUCCAGGAAAUCGAGUCCAACAAGCUAAAGUAUACAACAAUGGCUUUGUUUGUUGUCAUUAUAACUCAUGGGUGGCACCUAACAGCGAACAUCGGUUCAGAAGACUGAAAAUCCUCAAACCCGUUUAUAUACUUAAGUGUCGUAAGACACCAUUGCUCUUCCCCACACUUCCAACUACUAACUUAACCUCCAGAAUCAACCAUGCCAACUCAAUUUUUCUACGGGAAGCAGGACUUUGUUGGAGAUGUGCGCUUUAUCACUGUACCUCAGAUGGCAAAUAAAUCUAGGUUUGAUUCAGCCGUCCAAGCUGGAUGGACGGACAGGAUGGAGAGGGGGCUCCUCCGUUACACUUUGGGGGACUUGCAAACACGUAUCCUGCCUGGCUCCUGUGGUUUUGUGGCGCAGUUAAAUGUCAAAAGAGGAAUAGAGAGGAGAAAGCCUCAGGAGAUCUUAAGUAUUAAACAGGUUUUCAAUGCCAAUCAGUUUAAUUUUAACAAGAUCAAUCCAGAUGAGAUCAUCUUUGAGAUGAUUAAGGACUGUGAUGAAGAACAAAAAAUUGGCCAUCAACCAUGCAAGAUUGUUGUAUUGGUCAAUGUCAGUCCUCUAGAGUUUGGACAUUGUCUUUUUGUUCCAGACCCAACACGCUGCUUUCCUCAGGUUCUCACAAGGUUUUCCAUUCAAGUUGGUAUUGAAUCCGUGCUGCUCAGUUCAGAUCCAGCGUUUCGUGUGGGCUUCAACAGUUUAGGAGCCUUUGCAUCUGUCAAUCAUUUGCACCUCCAUGGAUAUUACCUGAAACACAAGCUGAAUAUUGAAUCUCUACCUUGCCGGCCUGUCCUUCCUGGGAAGGGAUUUCACACUUUGACAGGAUUUCCAUCAGGAUUUCUGUUCUACACUGAAUCUGAGUGUGUGGAGGUUGUUGCAAACACCAUCGGCCAUGUCACUGACUUCUUAGUAGAGGCCAAUGUCGCUCAUAAUCUCUUCAUGACCAGGGGAUGUCCACCCUGCGAACAGAAUGACAAUUUGUUAAGAAAAGGUGUGCGCAUCGCCGUGUGGCCCAGAGUAGCUUGUUUCGGUACUAAAGAGGAGUCCGCUCUCAACGUUGCCCUGUGCGAGCUUGCAGGACAUCUACCGUUUAAGAACAAGAAGGACUUUGAGCUAGCCACUGAGUCGCAUGUGAUAGAAAUAAUUCAGCGUUAUCUUCUUCCGCAUGAAGAUUUUCUUCAACUGGAAAAGCAGUUGACCCAACAUUUAAUGAUACUGUAAGUUUAGGAAUGACAAAACUGUUGAGUGGGUAUGAAUGAAUAGGUUUAAUGAUAAGCUGUUUCCAGAGUUGUGUUUUAAAGAGAUGUACUGUAUGAUGUGCAGCCAAGUUUGAUCAAUUACUGCUUCAAAAUAUAAACAAAUAAUAUUCCACUCAGUGCUAAUCGAGUUUCUCGGCCCAUAUAAUAUACAGUAGGGCUGCAGCUAUGAAAUAUUUUAGUAAUCGAGUAUUCUACUGAAAAUUCCAUCAAGUAAUUGGAUAAAACAUUUUUUAAGGUAAAGAGCAAAUAUAAAUAUAUUUUUUGACAAUGUCUUUAUUUUAGAUGUAUAUUGUUGAAAACAGCCAACGAUUGGAUGUGACUAGAAAAAAAAAAAAUCACUGCUUUCACUCAAAAAAAAAAAAAAAAAAUCUUACUUUAAAAUGUCAUUACAUUUGAUAACACACAUCACUUAAAAGUUAUGUUUUUCCCACCUGUUUUGAAAUUGAAAUUCCAUUUGUGUGAAGCUACUUUUAAGUUCUACAGUAGUCUAAAUUGUAAGUUCUGAUAGGAUUUUGAGUUUUUGCAGCGUUCAGAAUAAAGGUAUGAUACCUGCUGUAUUGGAGCACCAGUUCUACUUGGUGUUUUAUCCAACAUUGACUACUGAGGUAAAAUUAGUUAGCUUAUGUUUUUAUUUUACACCCUCAUCACUGUACAGCACUGUGUUUUUACAGAUUGAAUAAAGCCUGUAUGAA